AGCAGCUACUGAAAUCAUUACGUAGCCUUUUGUGUGUCUUGUGAGCCUGUUGACACCGCCCCUCCGGAGGGUGCAGCGGGACUAUCAGAAGCCAACUGUCGGUUAGGUGUGCUGGCUGUAAACAAAAAUCUCCAACACCACGAUGUACGGAAUAGACUUGUAUCCCAAGCAGCAGCUGUCCGCGCUGUCGCCGUCGUUGCCAACGUUCACCAUGUAGACCGACGCCUACAGUUUACAGUCCGGAGGUAACGUUACGACGGUUCAGUGUUAAUUCUAGCCAGACCUGUCAUUGAUUUGGCCACUGGUAUCACAUGUAUUUAUAUGCUACGGUUGUCAUAAUGGUCGCCGAGUGAAUUGUACAUCAGAGCUAGUUUUUUGAACGGUUGGCAAACCGUAUCAAAUUGGCGGUUUUAGGAACGACCAGCACCAGCUAUAAUAAUUUCAGAGGUACGUGAACAUGACAUCGCCCGCAGAGCACGACCUGAAUCUGUCUGAAGCCGACAGCAGCAAGGAGAAAGUUCAGGUGUUUGGGAUUUUAAGGCUGCAGGAGGAGAAAUCUGGUGUUGGGGAUAAAGCUAACAAUAGCAGCACAAUGAAAGGAGGAGCCGGUGGUAGUGGUGGUGGUGGAGACGGGCGAUGGCAGGCUCCUAUCUUCGCGCUGGCCAGGAAAGCAUCCGAGACCAUUUCAGGAAGCAUUCACGUCCUGCCCAAAGUGUCGGAGCACAGGACGUCUCUGCCCGGGGACUGGACAGUGCAAGCUGUGCGAGACCCCAUGGCCAUGGAGCGAGCCAACCUGCUGAACAUGGCCAAGCUGAGUAUUAAAGGGCUGAUCGAGUCGGCUCUGAGCUUCGGACGAACUCUGGACUCUGACUACCCACCCCUUCAGCAGUUCUUCGUUGUCAUGGAGCACUGCCUUAAACAUGGCCUCAGAAUGAAGAAGUCUUUUCUGGGCUUUAACAAGUCUCUGUGGGGUCCUCUGGAGCUGGUGGAGAAACUCUGUCCUGAAGCAGCCGAGAUCUCCGCCUCUGUACGAGACCUGCCUGGACUUAAGACUCCAUUAGGCAGGGCCAGAGCUUGGUUGCGUCUGGCUCUCAUGCAAAAACGGCUGGCCGACUACCUAAGACUCCUCAUCACCAGAAAAGACCUGCUCAGUGAUUUCUAUGAGAAUUCAGCCCUGAUGCUGGAGGAGGAGGGAGCCGUGAUAGUGGGCCUGCUGGUGGGCCUGAAUGUCAUCGAUGCUAACCUGUGUGUCAAAGGGGAGGACCUGGACUCUCAGGUUGGGGUGAUCGACUUCUCCAUGUACUUGAAGAAUGACAUUGAUGAUUACAGGAGUGAAGAAAGGAAUAGUCAGAUAGCAUCCAUCUUGGAUCAGAAGAACUACGUUGAGGAACUGAACCGACAACUCAACUCCACAGUUCAUGGUCUUCAGGGCAGAGUGGACUCUCUAGAAAAGUCCAACUCUAAACUCAUAGAGGAGUUAGCCAUAGCCAAGAACAACAUCAUCAAACUGCAGGAAGAAAAUCAGCAGCUGAGGAGUGAAAACAGCGUUAUUCUGAUGAAGACACAACAACAUUUAGAGGUAACCCAAGGUGAUGCGUCAGUGGAGAGAGAUACAUACAAACAGUCACGUCAGGGUUUGGAUGAGAUGUACAGCGAGGCCCAAAGGCAACUGAAGGAAGAGUGUCAGCUAAGACAGGAUGUGGAAACUGAGCUGUUAGUCCAGGUGUCGAUGAAACAGGAAAUGGAGAUGGCAAUGAAACUUCUGGAAAAAGAUAUUCAUGAAAAACAGGAUACACUGAUCGGACUAAGACAUCAACUGGAUGAAGUCAAAGUUAUCAAUGUAGAGAUGUACCAGAAGAUGCAGUCGUCUGAUGAGGAGAUGAAGAAGAAGAACGAUGUUAUAACUCGUCUGGAGGAGAAGACCAAUCAGAUCACUGCCACCAUGAAGCAGCUGGAGCAAAGAUUACAGGAGGCAGAGAGACACCGCACCUCAGCCGAAGAGGGAACCAGACGCUUCAAGUUGGACUUUGCCAACAAGGCCGACAGCCUACAGCGGCAGAUCGAACACAGAGAAAAGCAACUCCAGCAGCUGGAGAUGGACCUGAAGAUAGAGAGGGAGUGGAGGCAGACGUUACAAAAUGAUCUAGACAGAGAGAGAGAUACGGUGGCUCAUCUCAGCACAGAGGCACUGCAGAUCAAUGGACUAAAGAAGGAGUUCCAUCGUCUCCAGGAUGAAAACAUUCAGCUGAAGACAAUCUGUGAAGACCAAGAACAAGCUCUUGAGGAACUAGGCUCCAAACUGAGCGAAUCCAAACUCAAGAUUGAAGACAUCAAAGAAGCCAACAAAGCUCUUCAGGGGGGUCAGGUUUGGUUAAAGGACAAAGAAGCCAGCCACUGCAAGCUGUGUGAGAAAGAGUUUUCCAUCUCAAGACGAAAGCACCACUGUAGGAACUGUGGGGAGAUUUUCUGUAACAGCUGCUCUGACAAUGAGCUCCCUCUGCCCGCCUCACCAAAACCAGUCCGAGUCUGUGACACCUGCCACGCCCUCCUCCUCCAGCGAUGCUCCUUCAAUCCAACGUGAACGGGCCACUGCUGUCUUGACUGCUUCAAACAAUCAGAGAUCCGAAUCAGCAGCCUCCGGUCCUCUGUAAGAACCAUCCCCCAACUUCUCUUGACACACAGGUGGCUGUUAGAAAUGGACUGUGUGCAAAAACAUUUAGAACAUUUCAUUUGCCUUCGUUUACAGGUUGAAAUGGUCCCUCAUAGAUAAAAUGAGGGGAAUCUGCAUCAUUGUAACCCGUCUUUGUUUGACAUCACUACUUUCUUUGCAGAUGAGUUGUAGUAUACAUUAAAACCUCAUGUGAUCAGGAGGUAAUUGCCCCCUUUAACAUAGGUUGACAUCAAAAUCAAAGGAGUGAGAAUCUUUGGUCCGCUUUAAUAUCAAACAAUCACGAUCUAUCCUAAAUAUAGAUCAGUUAUACAGAUUAAAUAAUUCACAGUACAUUUAGAUAUUGUAUUUUGACAGUCAUGUAGGAGGACAGAGCUCUGCUAUGAAAGGAGGAACCACUUUACCACAAACUGAAAGUGAAACUGCACUGACUGUGAUGAGCACUGCUGCAGCUAAAUGCAGAUCCUUACCUUCAGUCUUAUGUAGUAAUGCAUCAUUAUGAUGUAUGUAUCAAGCAUCAAACUGUAUACAUUAGGUGUAUAGCCAAACAGAUGAUUAUAUAAUUUAUUCACACAGUAUUGUGGCCCUGUAAGUCAGAGUGCAAAGCACCCUCUUUUGAGGUGGAGUGACAUUAACACAAACAUAAAGGCAACAUUUACACAGGCACAAAAGACUAGGUCAGCGUGACGGUGUAACUUUACUUGAUACCAAACUGUAAUAUAAACUGGAUACAUUUCUGUUUAGUGUGCUGUGAGAAGAUCAGAAAUGUUUUAGUUGCAGUUCUUACAAAGGAGCAACAUGGGAAUAUAUUUUGACCUUUCUACAAACUAGACUUGUUCCUCACGGGGCUGUGGCUUCCAAAGGAACUGAAAGCUGUUUUUUUUUUUUUUUACAAUGUUGGCCCUGUUUGUGCCUUUGCAAAUGCAGUGAAUAUUACUUAUUUAUGCUUCUCAUGUUGCCAAAUGAGCCCUAUAUUUCUAGAGAGGGUUUCUGUAGAGAAAAUCUAAAAUAUUUCAAAGUAGCAACACUAGCCGAGCAAGCAGUCUAGAUGAAAGACACAUUCACUGUUUGUUUGAGACACUAAUGCUGCGGAUGCUGCUUUAAGGACCAAGAAGAGCAACAGAUCUCUGGCGACAGAUUGAAAUCAGACCAGCUGGAUCUUUAGUUGACGAACCACUGACAGCUAGCUUACAACCUGACCACUUCACGAACAGACUCAAGUGUUACACACUAUUGACUCCAUCGCCACAAAUUAUGUUUCAACACCUGCCAAUCCUAUAUUACGUGUAAUAUAGAUGAAUUUCAGAGUAUUUAUAUUUGAUUUGUUUCUUGCACAUUCAUUUGUAUUUUACCAAAGUCCAGGGAACUAGUUAAAGCCUUUCCCUGUUCACUUGAAGUGAGUUGUAAUCUGUGCAGGUGGAAACGUUGUAGGAGGACCACACUUAUGAGUACUGCUGCUCCAUUCCUCAGAGGGAAUGUUUGAAACUCUAAACCCUUUUUGUAUUUGUGGUAAACUAAUGCCGAGGACUGUAAAGUAGUCUUUAGACAAGGGUUCCACUGCACAUUGUGGUUUUGUACCUAAACACGUUUACAACCUGUGAUUUUUUUUAAGAACUGGUAUUAGUAUUCAUUCCCAUGAAGAGAUAAAACAGGCCUGGGUUCAUUUCAUUAAGUGUUUUUAAUGGUUUCA
Messenger RNA from Etheostoma cragini (Arkansas darter), 4358 nucleotides. RefSeq names its product RUN and FYVE domain containing 2 (gene rufy2). Gene Ontology annotation, molecular function: metal ion binding. The record is from RefSeq and is a predicted model, not a curated record. NCBI's taxonomy places the organism in Eukaryota, Metazoa, Chordata, Actinopteri, Perciformes, Percidae. Gene Ontology annotation, cellular component: cytoplasm. The coding region runs from base 458 to 2581 and encodes 707 amino acids. The transcript has 19 exons.